Trichomonas vaginalis G3 is the source of this 300-nucleotide messenger RNA. RefSeq lists its product as uncharacterized. The record is from RefSeq and is a predicted model, not a curated record. Bases 1 to 300 code for a protein of 99 amino acids. NCBI's taxonomy places the organism in Eukaryota, Parabasalia, Trichomonadida, Trichomonadidae. The transcript has a single exon.
AUGAAUUCAAUUGCAGCUGAUAUUAAUGAAAAAUCAAAUAUUGAAAUCAGAAUUACUGGAAAGCAAUUCAAAUGGAGAAACACGUUUGUUUUGAAAGUCAAUGAAACAUUGGAAUCAAACAACUUCGAUAAUGAAAUUCUUGACAAACAAAAUAGAGAAAACUUCCAGAAAUUACUCGAAACUGAUGGAAAAUAUCUUCCAUCAUUAAAUACAACAAUGGUCAAAGAAUACAAAUUAAAUGAUGCUAAGGAACUAUCAACUGUAUUAAUGGUUGUCAAUGAACAAGAAAAAAAAAUUUGA